GGUAGUCUUUCAUAUUGCUGGAUAUGCUGCAGUCCAAACAGUUUCGAUUAAUCCGUCCGAUUGUUUUUGUGGGAAAUAUUCUGCCGGGUCGAAAUGUUACGCGAAGCUUUAAGGACAGGCAGCAGGCGAUGGUACAGCUAUAAGUCUGUCCGUCGCCCUAACCUUGGGGCCAGCAGUGCCCCAAAGGUUGAGCCGGUGACGGAACAACCGGGAGAUGCAUCUACAACAGGAAAUCUGGCCAAGCAGAUGCGGGCCAAGAUUCUGGCAACUGGUCCCAUAACAGUGGCUGAAUAUAUGCGCGAGGUGCUGACAAAUCCCCAAGCCGGCUACUACAUGAACCGGGAUGUGUUCGGGCGCGAGGGCGACUUCAUAACUUCGCCGGAAAUUUCACAGAUCUUCGGGGAGCUCGUGGGAGUCUGGCUGGUGAGCGAGUGGCGCAAAAUGGGCAGCCCAUCGCCAUUCCAAUUGGUGGAACUGGGACCCGGUCGCGGAACAUUGGCCAGAGAUGUGAUGAAGGUGAUCACAAAAUUCAAACUGGGCGCCGAGUUUUCCAUGCAUAUGGUGGAGGUUAGUCCCUUCCUGAGCAAGGCCCAGGCCCAGCGGUUUUGCUAUACACAUGACACCUUGCCGGAGGACUCGCAACUGCCUCACUAUCAAGUAGGAACCACGGCCACAGGCACCAAGGCCUAUUGGCAUCGCCGGCUAGAAGAUGUGCCGCCGGGAUUCUCGCUGGUGCUGGCCCACGAGUUCUUCGAUGCUUUGCCUGUGCACAAGCUCCAGCUGGUCGAUGGAAAGUGGCAGGAGGUGCUUAUCGAUGUGGCUCCUGGGGCGGACAAGAACCUUAGUCAAGCCGACUUCCGCUACGUGCUUUCCCGCAGCCAAACCCCUGUAUCGAGCGUUUUUCAAGCCAUGCCCGGGGAGACCCGAUCGUGCCUGGAAUACUCCCUGGAAACAGAACGACAGGUUGGCCUCUUGGCCGGUCGCAUCGAAAAGAAUGGAGGCAUUGCUCUGAUCAUGGACUACGGACACUUUGGCGAAAAGACAGAUACUUUCCGGGCCUUCAAGCAACACGCACUACACGAACCACUGCUGGACCCGGGCAGCGCCGAUCUGACGGCCGAUGUGGACUUUAAGCUGGUGAGGCACACCGCUGAGAGCCACGGAAGCAUCCACUGCUGCGGCCCCGUUGAACAGGGUCUCUUCCUGCAACGCAUGCAGGGAGAGGCCAGAUUGGAGCAACUGCUGGCACAUGCCCUGCCCGAGAACCAGCAGAUCAUACGCUCCGGCUACGAGAUGCUCACAGAUCCGGCUCAAAUGGGCAGCCGCUUCAAGUUCCUGGCCAUGUUUCCCGGCGUUCUGGCUUCCCACCUGGAGAAAUAUCCGGUGGUCGGGUUCAGUUAGUAAUUAAUAGGAAGGACACCGAUGUAAGAUUAUAAAUAUGUUGCACAUGAUUGUUAAACAAAA
Drosophila kikkawai is the source of this 1464-nucleotide messenger RNA. RefSeq names its product protein arginine methyltransferase NDUFAF7 homolog, mitochondrial. Gene Ontology annotation, cellular component: mitochondrion. The record is from RefSeq and is a predicted model, not a curated record. Gene Ontology annotation, molecular function: protein-arginine omega-N symmetric methyltransferase activity. Lineage: Eukaryota; Metazoa; Arthropoda; Insecta; Diptera; Drosophilidae. Gene Ontology annotation, biological process: mitochondrial respiratory chain complex I assembly.